Oryza sativa Japonica Group (Japanese rice) is the source of this 1523-nucleotide messenger RNA. RefSeq names its product binding partner of ACD11 1. The record is from RefSeq and is a predicted model, not a curated record. Gene Ontology annotation, molecular function: RNA binding. Lineage: Eukaryota; Viridiplantae; Streptophyta; Magnoliopsida; Poales; Poaceae.
CCCCCGUGGUCGCUGCGGCCGGAUCCAUUUCCCAGAAUUUUUUUUUCUUCUAAUUUUCUUCUUCCCGUUUCCCGACUCAAGUCAGCGGUUAGGGUUCCGAGAUCUCCGCCUCGCACGGCAGCCAUGGCGCUUAAUUAGUCACUAGUGACUCAAGUAUGUAAGGAGACAAACAUUAUAGUGGCUUCCUUGCUGGUGGGCAAAACAAUACCAACUAUGCUGGAUUGCUGGCUUAUAAUGCAAGCACUUUUAGCACAGUCAAGGUGAGCAAUGUGUCACUGAAAGCAUCACUGCGAGAUGUAAAGGAAUUCUUUUCCUUUUCUGGUGACAUUGUGCAUGUUGAAAUGCAAAGCAGUGAUGAGCUGUCUCAAGUUGCCUACAUUACUUUUAAAGACAAUCAAGGAUCUGAGACGGCUAUGCUUCUUACGGGUGCCACAAUAGUUGAUAUGGCUGUCAUUGUCACGCCAGCUACCGAUUAUGAGCUACCAGCUUCUGUUUUAGCUGCUCUAGAGCAUGCUUUGCAGCCCAAGGAUAGUAAGCCUUCUGCCCUUCAAAAGGCAGAGGACAUUGUUGGGACCAUGCUGGCCAAGGGAUUCAUUUUAGGUAGGGAUGCACUGGACAGAGCAAAAGCCUUGGAUGAGAAGCAUCAACUCACAUCAACUGCAACUGCUAGAGUAUCUUCCUUUGACAAGAAAAUGGGUUUAAGCGAGAAGAUCAGUGUUGGCACUUCGGCUGUAAAUGAUAAAGUGAAGGAAAUGGAUCAGAAAUACCAAGUCUCUGAGAAGACAAGGUCAGCACUGGCAGCUGCUGAACAGAGUGUCUCUACUGCUGGAUCUGCCAUCAUGAAGAACAGGUAUGUCCUUACUGGAGCAGCAUGGGUAACUGGUGCUUUCAAUAAGGUUGCCAAUGCUGCAAAUGAUGUUGGCACAAAAGCAAAGGAAAAAAUAGCAUCUGAGCAGGAGCACAAGACUGUAGAGCUUGAGUCUGCAGAACCUAACAGCUCAGAAGGCCAUGGAACACAAAAGGAUGUGGAUGGUGAAUUCGCCAAGAUACAGGUCUCUGAAUCCCCUGAAGAUAUUCCCAUCUCUACGACUGCAACCGUCCCCAUUACUGAUGAGGAUUCCAGUCAGGCGUCUCCACCUGCCGCCUCUCCCAAAAAGCCAGAACCUGCGCAGGGGUUGAUACUAUGAUUCCAUUGAUACAUGAGUGUAAAUAGACACGAAAUGGUCGCUGAAUUCAGGCUGUAGUGUUGUUGUGAUCCUUCAAACUAAACCUCUUUGAAGUUUGGAUUUGGGACCUGGAAUAGGUUGCAGUUUGUAGCAUCUAUUUUUCUCAAUUGAACAUCAUUUUCUUGCAUUAGCGACCUUCUUAAUAGGCACCAACCAUUGAUAUACCAUUUUGACAUGGGAUAUUGAUGUGGAUUUGGUGGAAUAUAUGAGAAAUUAUGUUUGAGUACUUCACUGUAACUCGACAUUAGUAUUCCCUCUGAGGUUUAUUUUGAAUUGGUUAUGACGUCCAAAAUUAAA